AUGUUACACGAGAAACUUGAAGAAUAUAACAGUGCCUUUGAAAAAAUCAUGGAAGAGCUUGAAGAGCCUGAAAAGCCUGAAGAUCCAAAAAGUUCUGCCCCAUCAACAACAGACGAAACCCCCAAAAAAAGUAGAGGGCAAUAUCAAAAGCCUACAGAUAAAGAUAUAAAAAAGCUUUUUUAUCUCUACUUCAUAAGGGGAUUAACUAUCAAAAAAGCCAGCAAGAUAUUGACAGUUCUUCCUCGCAGUUCUGACUUCAUGGAGACAUUUGAAGGGAAUGCUGAUGACUGCAAUUUAAAUUACCAUCCUAUUCAGACAAGGCCUGUCAAGAAAAGCUGCUAUGCCUUUAUUAAAAAACCAAUAUAUAUGGAAGGUGUCAGCACACAAGACAAGGUUUCGGAUUUUGAAGAUUUGAUUAUGCUUGAAGAUAAACCAAAGGGGAAGCAAUGCUACAAAGCUUAUACAGAAGAGGAAACUUUGCUGGUCCUGAAGAAGUAUUUUGUUGAUGAGAUGACAAUGUCAGAAGUAGAAAAAAGUAUAGAUAUAUCAAGAUCAACAGCUGGUUGGGUUAUAAGACAUAUAAGAAGUAGAUUAAACCUACCAGCUAGAAAAUCCCAUAUGCACAAGUAUGCCAGUUUAGAAGAAUAUGAAAAAACACUAUGCAAAAAUGUUCAAACUAUGCUUUUACAAAAAAAACUAUGA
Phycomyces blakesleeanus NRRL 1555(-) is the source of this 702-nucleotide messenger RNA. RefSeq lists its product as hypothetical. Lineage: Eukaryota; Fungi; Mucoromycota; Mucoromycetes; Mucorales; Phycomycetaceae. The coding region runs from base 1 to 702 and encodes 233 amino acids. The transcript has 2 exons. The record is from RefSeq and is a predicted model, not a curated record.